AUGGACGACGAACGAGCUCCUCUGCUAGUACCCGGCAACGCCGAGGAAGCGGCCGCAGCUGUCAGCCAGCCGCCUAUCUGGAAGCGGAAGCGAGCCAUCGCCUGGUCACUUGUUGCCAUGAUUCUCGCGAUUGCUGCCGCAAUCUUCAUCUUUGUUCUUGUUCGCCCAGGCAGCACCCAUGGGGGGCGCCGUUACCCUGGCGAAUCCAUAGUCUGGAAGCCGUGCGGUGAGGCUGACGGCAAACCACUCGAGUGCAGCUCCAUCCACGUGCCCAUGGAUCAGUUCGAUGCCACGGCGUCCGGCGACAAGACCUUUUACAUUCCCCUGAUCCGACGCCGCGGCAGCGCGAAUGCCACCACCAACAUCCUCCUCAACCCUGGCGGGCCCGGCGGCAGCGGCAUCGGUUUCAUGAAGCGCAAGGGCGGCCCUAUCCACACAAUCGUCGGCGAGGAUAAGUUCCACCUGCUAUCGUUUGAUCCCCGCGGCAUAGCGGACUCACGCCCCCGUGGAGAAUGCUUCAAGAAUAGCACAAGCCGGCGGAUGCUCCUGUCAGCGGAGACAGGCGAGCCAGCGCAGGACGCAAAACUAUGGAGCGAAACAGGCAAUGUGAUGCGUGCCUGCGCGGACAACAUGGGCGAUUUUGGGCCGCACAUCAACACACCCCAGACGGCGGCAGACAUGAAUUCGAUCCUGGAUGCUGUCGGGCAGGACAACCUCUAUUACUGGGGCUUUAGCUACGGCACCGCGCUGGGGCAGACGUACGCAACGCUCUUCCCAGAUCGAUCGGAGCGUGUCGCGGUGGAUGGCGUCGUGGACGACGUUCUCUGGUACGACGAACUUCUCAUGGCGACGGACUUUGUGGAUACUGGGAAUUGCUUUUCGGGUUUCUUCGAUGAGUGUGUCAAGGCUGGCAACAAGUGUCCAUUACACUUUGUCGCCGACGAAAAGGCCGAAUUGCAGCGCAACGUGACGGACUUUAUCGAGAGCCUCAGGGACGAACCAGCAUCCGUCUACAUAAACAGCACAUUCUUCGGUACUAUUGAAUAUAAGACCGUCAUGGGUGCCGUCUUUUCCGCCAUGUACGCACCCAAGAGCUGGUACCUGUUGGCCGACAACCUCGCGCAGCUGAUGCAGGGCAACGGUACUGGGGCGCUCAUUGCUUGGGGUGGCCUCGACGACUCGGACGGCGAUGUUGGGGCUGAGGCUGGGCUCUUUGUCGAGUUCAACGACGCACCUGCGGGCACGUCGCGCUGGCCCGCCAAGAAGCGCGAGGUGCUCGACAUCGUCCUGCCGUUCGUCGAAAAGUUCCUGCCCUACAGUGCUAGUAACGUCGGGCAUUACAUGAGAAGGGCACAGUGGCGCAUCCCCAAGGCCCACGACUUCCGAGCAGCGCGCCACAACGUGACAACAAAGCACCCGCUACUGGUGCUCUCGACCACGUACGAUCCAAUUUGUCCGCUUGUCAACGCCAAGGUUGCCCGAGAGUCGUUUGUCGGCGCCAAGCUGGUAGAAGUGAAGGGCUAUGGCCACUGCUCGCUCGCGAUCCCGUCAACCUGCGCGGCGCGCAUCGUGCGCGAUUUCUUCGCCACUGGUAAGCUGCCGGAGGAGGACCACACAAAGUGCGCGGCUGAGGGACCGUACUUUAUCAGCCCGAACGACUCUAAGACAAGCAAGCUUAGUCUGCAAAGCUCGAGCAAUGAUGGGCUCCUAGAGGCACUGACAAUGCUGACGGAUGCGAUUAAGCCUGUUCGUAAAGCAUUCUUUUAA
This is a messenger RNA of Cordyceps fumosorosea ARSEF 2679, 1767 nucleotides long. RefSeq names its product S33 family peptidase. The record is from RefSeq and is a predicted model, not a curated record. Bases 1 to 1767 code for a protein of 588 amino acids. The transcript has a single exon. Lineage: Eukaryota; Fungi; Ascomycota; Sordariomycetes; Hypocreales; Cordycipitaceae.